Messenger RNA from Menidia menidia (Atlantic silverside), 5176 nucleotides. Lineage: Eukaryota; Metazoa; Chordata; Actinopteri; Atheriniformes; Atherinopsidae. The record is from the annotation of a GenBank genome assembly.
UAAAGCGUUCCAGCCCACAGUCUUAGCUUUGGAUUCAUUGUUGACUUGCUUUGGUGCAUCUUCUCCAUCCUCCAGAGGACGAAAUGAAGACGGAAUAUUCUUUGGAGAAGAACAGUGCUCGACAAGCCUCUUUUACAGACGAUGGCAUCCGCUGGAGAACUGGAUCUGAGAUCUCCCAUCCAGAUGACAUCAACGCCGCCAACCAUGAAAGAGUCCACCCUUCCACGUUUAAAAAAUACCAAAGCAGCCUACAGACCCUCAAACCCAUCCGCUGGUCUUCUCCAGAACCGCACCCCGUGGACAAAGCUGGCUUCCUGUCCUUCACAACCUUCGCCUGGAUGACCCCCAUGAUGUGGGCCAUAUUCAGAAAUAAGCUGGACCUUUCCUCUCUUGGCCUGUCCCAAUUUGAUGUAGCCGACACCAGUGGAGACAGGCUGCAGAGACUCUGGGAGGAAGAGGUGUCAAACAAAGGCCUGGAGAAAGCCUCACUGGUCCACGCAGUCCUUCGUUUUCAACGGACCAGGCUGAUUCUGUCUGUUGUUGUUGGCAUCUUUGCCAUGGUGGCAGCGUUUUUUGGUCCGGCUGUUCUCGUCUAUGAGAUCUUGAACUACGUCGAGGACCCUGAAAAGUCCACGGUGACGCAUGGUGUUGGUUUGGCCUUCGCUCUGUUCACCUCAGAGCUCUGCAAAGCUUUCUUCAUAUCCUUGCUGUGGGCAAUCAACCUGCGCACCGCAGUCCGGCUGAAAGGGGCCUUCUCCUCCGUGGCCUUUCAGAAGGUCAUCUCUCUGCGGGUGCACAGCGGCAUUUCAAUGGGAGAGAUGAUAAAUGUCUUGACCAACGACGGCCACCGCUUGUUUGAGGCGGUCCUGUUCGGGAGCUUCACGCUGUCCACUCCGGUGCUCUUUGUGGUGUGCAUCGUGUACGCGUGCUACGUCCUCGGCUACACCGCACUGACAGGGGUGUGCACCUACAUCCUCUUCGUCCCCAUACAGGGACAGCAUAAAGGAAGUCAAUUUGCAGACUUGAGGACAAAUGAGAGGAAACAAAUUGGGCUGGUCAGCUACAUUCAGAAUGCAAACACCAGCAUAACCAGCAUCAUCCCCACCCUGGCCACUGUCCUCACCUUCCUAGUGCACACCUCGGUGGGCUUAGAGCUCAACACGUCUGAUGCCUUCACUACCAUCGCCAUCUUCAACUCUAUGAGGUUCUGCCUCGCUCUGUUGCCUUUGUCUGUGAAGGCCUUGGCCGAAGCUGCUGUCUCUAUAGCACGAUUAAGGAAAAUCUUGCUGAUCCAGAAUCCAGAGCCCUAUCUGAUCCAGAGCAAAGACAGUGAUUCAGCUAUAGUGAUGAAAGACGCUACGCUGUCAUGGACUAAACCCACCAGCCUGAGCAAUGCGGGAAAAGAACACAGGAAUGAAGAGACGGAUGGAAAGACUGACACUUUACCUACCCUGAGAAAAAUCUCCCUCACCCUGCCUAAGGGCAACCUGCUUGGUGUCUGUGGGAAUGUGGGGAGCGGCAAGACGUCACUGUUUUCCAGUUUUUUGGAACGGAUGCACCUUCUCCAGGGCUCCAUCAUAGCCGAUGGGACGUUUGCCUACGUUUCCCAGCAGGCCUGGAUAUUCCAUGGCACCGUGCAAGAAAAUAUCCUGAUGGGGGAACCCUUUGACCAGGCCAAGUAUGACAGAAUUGUGGAUGUCUGCAGCCUCAGAGCUGACCUUAAAAUACUGCCAUAUGGUGACCAAACUGAGAUUGGAGAGCGGGGGCUGAAUCUGUCGGGGGGACAGAAGCAGAGGAUCAGCCUGGCUAGAGCUGUCUACUCCAAUAAAGACAUCUUCCUCCUGGAUGAUCCACUAUCGGCUGUAGAUGCCCAUGUGGGGAAACACAUUUUCGAAGAGUGCAUAAAGAGGGAACUGAAAGGAAAAUCUGUCAUACUGGUUACACAUCAACUGCAGUAUUUGGAAUUCUGUGAUGACAUUCUGGUUCUGGAGGAUGGGGAGAUCCGGGAAGCUGGAAACCACAUGACACUGAUGAAAGCCAAGAGUCGGUACGCUCAGCUAAUCAGCAACUACCAGAUGGAGCAGUCCAAAACUCAGAAGGAAGAGGAGGAGGUGUUGACCGAAGAUGAAGACCAGUUCAAAGAGGCCGAGCUCAGGGAGCGUGCAGACAGCGGGAUAGUCAACCCCGCAUUUGACAUGAAAGACGAAAAGGACAGUGGGACGACGGCUGACCAAAAAUCUGUGAAGGGUGUGGAUCAGCUGGUCAGUCAGGAGUCCUCCACGGAGGGGUCCGUGUCCUGGAGAGUCUACCACCAAUACUGCCAGGCAGCUGGAGGCUACAUCGUGGUCUUCCUCACCAUCCUCAACAUAGUCCUGAUGAUUGGGUCAACGGCUUUCAGCAACUGGUGGCUCAGCUACUGGCUGGGAAUGGGCGAUGGGUCUAAUGGCACAGCUUCAGACGUGGGCGACGUCUCACAAAACCCGGAUCUCCAGUUCUACCAGAUGAUAUACGGCAUAAUGGUGGUUGUCAUGGUGGUGCUCGCUGUGAUCAAAUGCUUCUUUUACACGCACGUCACCUUGAGGGCCUCCUGCAAACUCCACGACACCAUGUUCAGAAAGAUUAUUGCCAGUCCAAUGAGCUUCUUUGAUACCACGCCGACAGGCCGCAUCUUAAACCGCUUCUCCAAAGACCAAGAGGAACUGGACACUGUGCUUCCUCUCCACAUGGACCCUUUUCUCCAGUUCUGUCUGCUCGUCACCUUCACCAUAGUCAUCAUCGCCUCCGUCUUCCCCCCGAUGCUGGUGGCUGUGAUUAUCAUCGGGGCUCUGUUCACUCUCAUUCUCUUCAUAUUCCAGAGAGGUAUACGACAAAUGAAGAAGAUGGAAAACAUCAGUCGGUCCCCGUGCAUCUCUCUGACCACCUCCACCCUGCAGGGCCUCAGCACCAUCCAUGCCUACAACAUAAGAGACAGGCACAUAAAACUGUUCAAGUCCCUCAAUGACAUCAACUCCAACCAUUAUUUGCUGUUUCACUCCGGCACACGCUGGCUCUCUUUCUGGCUGGACUUCAUGGCUUGUUCCAUGACCCUGUUGGUGGGUCUUUUUGUGGUGCUUAGCGGCAAUGAUGUCAUCAGCCCUGCGCUGAAGGGCCUGGCCAUGUCCUACACGAUACAGUUGACAGGCAUGCUCCAGUAUGUCGUGAGGCAGUCCACAGAGGUGGAGGCCCGCUUCAAUUCGGUGGAGCGACUGCUGGAGUACAUCACGGGAUGCAGGCCUGAAGCCCCCAGACACAUAAAGGGGGCUCAGAUCCCAGAGAACUGGCCAAAGAAUGGAGCCAUUACCUUCCGGGACUAUCAGAUGAGGUACAGGCAGAACACACCUAUUGUUCUCAACGGGCUUGAUUUCCUCAUCCAACCUGGAGAGAAGCUCGGUAUUGUUGGAAGAACAGGCUCUGGUAAAUCCUCCUUAGGCGUCGCUCUGUUCAGACUGGUGGAGCCGGCAGCUGGGACCAUCCUCAUAGACGGGGUGGAUGUUAUGGCCAUUGGGCUGCAGGAUCUGCGCAGCAAACUGUCCAUCAUCCCCCAGGACCCCGUGCUGUUUAUUGGCACCGUCAGGUACAACCUCGACCCUUUUAACAACUACACGGAUGACGAAAUCUGGACAGCGCUGGAGAAGACCUAUAUGAAGGACUCGAUCUCCAGGCUGGAAGGGAAGCUUCAGGCCCACGUGUUGGAGAAUGGAGAAAACUUCUCUGUAGGCGAGAGGCAGCUGAUGUGCAUGGCCAGAGCCCUUCUCCGUAACUCAAAGAUCAUUCUUCUGGAUGAGGCCACAGCCUCUAUUGAUGCAGAGACCGAUGCUCUGAUUCAGAAUACCAUCAAGGAGGCGUUCAGCAACUGUACCAUGCUGACGAUCGCCCACCGCAUCAACACCGUGAUGCACGCAGACCGAAUUCUAGUAAUGGAAAAAGGAGAGGCUGCCGAACUGGACCCGCCAGAUGUGCUGAAGCAAAGACCAGACUCCAUGUUCUCCUCACUCCUCACUGCUGCCAACACUGUAAAUACGUGAGCCACUGGAAACCACCCUAUUCAACUCAAGAACCCCUAUCAAAUAGUCAAUAGAAAUUGUAACUAUUAUUGAUUUUACACUACCAUAUCAAGUCAGUGUAAGUACUUCUUCCUGAAAAUUAAGUUUCUUUUUUAUUCACACACCAGAGGCAAAAACAGCUCUCAGCGCUAUUCCUGGAGAUUUCUGCUUUGAAUUUACGGAGCAGAUGUGGAAAGGCGAGGUCAAAACAACCUAUAAGUUUCACGCGGGAACUUAGAGAACCAAUCCAGAUCUCAAUCACGGACAAGCUUUAAAACUAAUGUGCUUAACUGGUAAAGAUAUUAGGAGCUAGGAUUUGUGGCUAUUAAACGCACACAUAUACAAAGGAAUACAGAACUAUAUGCUAGGGAAACGGUAUUACCACUGUACCACCGGCGUGUUGGUCAAGUAAACAGCAGUUGGCAGCAACAGCAAGCAAACCAGGUCGGCUGCUGCCUUUGCUAGUGGCUAGACCUGGUAGAACAUCCCUUUUAGGUUAAGAGUCUGAAUAAAGCCAGUGUUAUCUGCUAGUGGGCUGGCGUGGUCAUAUUAACUAAUUCAUAGAUUCUGGCCGAGGAUGAAUUCUGUUUUGAGAGUGGCUAAAAACUGCUGGCAAUGGAGCUGUUGAGAUAAUAGCAUAACCAACUGGAUUUUUUAUAAUAUCAGGAAAUAAAACUUUUGAAUGUUUUUGUUCAUUGUAAGAUGUGUUAAUGAUGAUGUUUUUCUGACAAAAAUACAUCCAUAAAGUUCUCUCAUAGGUUUUUUUUCCACUGGAGGGGAUAAGUGGAUGUUAUGUAUAUUCAGAAUGUUGUAUUUAUUUUCUGUGUAUAUUUUUUUGUGCUGCCACUUUCUGAACGGCUGUAUGUAAAUAUUAGAUCCAUCUGUAAUGAAAUGUAAUAACAGUUGUACUUUUUUUUCCUAUAAGACUUUUAGGAAAGGCAUUAUGCUGAUGACAAAACGGUGGAGAAACAAUAUCCUGUGCCCUGUUUACAGACUGUUGUUGUUGUGACAAGAUGGUGAAGACAUUGAAAAUUUUUUAAACUAAGGUUUGAGCUGAAAUAAACAAAGCAAAUGCAUAAAAACAAUAAGUAGUA